GCGUCAGAACCCGUGUAGUAUUGUUAAAACAUUUUUUUUUUUUUUUAAAUAAAAAUGUACAAAAAUUGUAGAUCUUAAUUAGUUGUUAAUUAUACAAUCGAAUCGACUUUUAUUCGGUAAAAUAACUUAUCUACUUUAGAAUAGAGUAACAAUAAUAAUAAUUAUAUUAUAUUUCGUUUGCAUUCAACGUUUUUCUAUUGAUAAAAAGUAAAGAUGCCGUUGUCGUGUCGUUUCUACGCGGAACGUUACCCCGAAAUCGACGAUGUCGUCAUGGUCAACGUACGUAGCAUCGAAGAAAUGGGCGCUUACGUACAUCUGUUAGAAUACAACAACAUCGAAGGCAUGAUAUUGCUCUCGGAAUUGUCCAGGCGGCGUAUUCGAUCCAUUAACAAACUCAUCCGUAUCGGCAAGACCGAACCUGUUGUCGUCAUUCGUGUAGACAAAGAAAAAGGUUAUAUCGACUUGAGUAAAAGAAGAGUGUCGCCGGAAGACAUUGAAAAAUGUACAGAAAGGUUUGCCAAAGCCAAAGCCGUCAAUUCUAUUUUACGUCACGUCGCCGAACUGUUAAAUUUCGAGUCUGACGCUCAAUUCGAAGAGCUCUACCACAAAACGGCUUGGUUUUACGAAGAAAGAACCAAAAAGAAGUCGUCGGCUUACGAUUUUUUCAAACAAGCAGUACAAGACCCAUCGAUAUUGGCGGAAUGUGGUUUGGACGAAAACACGCAGAACGUAUUGUUGAACAAUAUCAAACGCAAGUUGACUUCGCAGGCCGUGAAAAUUAGAGCCGACAUCGAGGUUGCGUGUUACGGAUACGAAGGAAUAGAUGCCGUGAAAACUGCACUGAAAGCCGGUCUAGCGUGCUCGACCGAAGAACUUCCGAUUAAAAUCAAUUUGAUCGCUCCUCCGUUGUACGUAAUGACGACUGCGACUCCUGAAAAAACCGACGGUUUAAAAGCUUUGCAAACGGCCAUCGAAGAAAUCGACAAGACAAUUCAAAAUCUCGGCGGCGUUUUUAAGAUUCAAAUGCCGCCCAAAGUGGUCACGGCCAGCGACGAAGCCGAUUUGGUACGACAAAUGGAGAAAGCCGAAUUGGAAAAUGCCGAGGUCGGCGGCGACGACGACGAAGAAGACGAAGAAGGUAUGCAGAACGGAAAUAUCGAUGACGGCGAGGAAGCCGAAGAAGAAGAAGAAUAAAAUCAAUUUUAGAAUUUUCAUAUGUUUUUUCUAUAACAAAUUGGUUGAAACAUAUUUUUUUUUUCAAAAUCCAUUAAAUUUAGGAUUUUACCGCA
Adelges cooleyi (spruce gall adelgid) is the source of this 1289-nucleotide messenger RNA. Its product is annotated as eukaryotic translation initiation factor 2 subunit 1-like. Lineage: Eukaryota; Metazoa; Arthropoda; Insecta; Hemiptera; Adelgidae. Bases 214 to 1194 code for a protein of 326 amino acids. Gene Ontology annotation, cellular component: eukaryotic 48S preinitiation complex; multi-eIF complex; eukaryotic translation initiation factor 2 complex. The record is from RefSeq and is a predicted model, not a curated record. Gene Ontology annotation, molecular function: RNA binding; ribosome binding; translation initiation factor activity. The transcript is spliced from 6 exons.